GGGCUGAUAACCAUGCGGCAAUUCUUUUCUUUCUUGGUUUCACGGCUAUCUGGAGAAGUAGAAUUUCAGAGUUGUAUAGUUUGAUAAUAAAUGAACCUUUGAACUAUCUUCUAGUUAGCUUCACGGGGAUUUGAUAUAUAUAUUGCAGCAAGCUGCCCCUAUUCUUGUAGUCAAAUCACAUUGUAGUCUUUCUAAUCGUUUCCUGCACUUGUAUGCUAACUUUCAGCAAUUCUUGUACUGUACUGCCACCUGGCUUUGUAUCAUUAGCAAACUUGAAUCCAUUAAAUAUGAUCUCAUACAGAUUGAAUAUUUUUGACCACCAAAACUAAAGAUCAUUCCAUUUUCUGGGGUUUUCUAUACGAUACUUUUCUUUUGGGAACAUAGAUACACAGCCAUAACUUGCACCUUCCUUUUUUUACUCUGAACUAUGUUUAUGCUCUUAACACUUUUCUACUUUUCCCAAGUGUUUUCUUUGAUUUUAAUUCAUUUUUUCAUGCUUUCUUUUCAGAGUAAUCUAAUUUCCUGUGUGUUUUAAAGUUUAAAAGCUUCCAGUUUCAAUACUUUUGAGUAGUAUAGUCCAGUCUCCACUCAAUCCCACAACCCCCACCUCCUGGAGGGUUAGGUCUUUCUGUCCUUUUUAAUAUAAACGACCCAGAAUUUUGAACUUGCAUAUCACCACGUUAUCGCAUUCGUUUGAAGAAUCAUCUUGAAUUUAGAGUUAAAGCUCCUGGCUGUUAACAAAUAUUUAUAGCUCGCUGGACUGUAUGGGUGGGAAAAGUGUUUCCAUUUGCAGGUGGUUGCCAAAGAAACUUCGGCCUGGCUGAUCCUCCAGCGCGGAGGAGGCCCAGCCUGUGCCCCCAGCUUGUCCCAGGAGGAACUGAGGCCCAACACACGACUCGAGUUCACCUGUCCCCCGCCUUCCAAAAUGUCCCGGAGAUACCCUUCCCCAGGCCCGUCCCGGACAGGUGGCACUGCCCGGUCCCGUGGGAGGUGACUCACCGCCCCGGUCGAUUUCCUGUCUCAGGUGAGCUGUGAUUCACUUCCGCCCGGGCUGGCAGAUUCUUUAAAAAAUACCGUACAACUGAAGAUAUAAUCAUGCCAGAAAAUCCUUUAGCAGUCGAUAAACAGCAGGUAUUGCAAGCUCUAGGUCGCUUGCAGACACGAUUACGUGAGAGAGGAGAGUCAUCUCAACAUGAGAAGCUAAACAUUUUCCGUGAUACAAUUGAAAGCCCUUUAUUCAAUCAAAUAAUAACCCUUCAGCAUUCCAUCAAACAGUUGAAGAAACAGCUGAACCGCAUGUCCACAAAUGCAUCGCCUAAUUUUGACUUUUCACAAACGGGACUCUUGGUGUUCAAUGCAGAACAUUCUAUCAAUAAGGCAGCUUUGGCUGAAGAUGCAAAACUAUUUCCAGAUACUCCAUCUUAUAACCAACCAAGUUCAUUGCAGACCCCUGAAAAAACACAAGAGGAGUUUGAUGAUAUUAUUCAAAUUUUAGCUCAGGGAAGGCAAGUAGAACAUGUUGAAUUGCACAAACCAGUAACUGGAGGCCUAGGAUUCAGUGUGGUUGGUCUUAAAAAUGAUAAUUUGGAUGAACUUGGUAUCUUUAUACGGGAAAUACAGAAAGGAAGCAUUGCAGAGAGGGAUGGCAGAUUACAAGAACAAGAUCAGAUAUUGGCCUUGAAUCAUACACCACUAGAUGAGACUGUUUCUCACCAAGAAGCCAUUGCAAUGCUCCAGCAGACCAAAGGAUCGGUGCAUUUGGUGGUUGCCAGAGGAUCUCCUCACAGGGUCCCCUCCCCAACAGAUAUGGCAACGUUACCUUUCUCUUCACAAUCAACACAGUGGGGGCAUGUGGAAGAAAUUGAGUUGGUCAGCGAUGGAUCAGGCCUCGGAUUUGGAAUUGUAGGAGGAAAGCCAACUGGAGUAAUUGUGAAAACUGUUGUUCCUGGAGGAUUAGCUGAUCGGGAUGGACGGCUUAAGACUGGUGAUCGUAUACUACAGAUCAGUGGCACAAACGUCGAGGAAAUGGGAAGUGAACAGAUUGCUCAGGUCUUGAGGAACUGUGGUAAUCGAGUUUGCAUGGUGGUGGCCAGAGAUCCCCAGGAUGAUUUUCCCUCGAAAUAUUUAAAUGUUGUUCCUUCCAUGUCAGCUCGGGAACAUUCCAAUAAUAUUUCUUCAGCUGAUUAUGAAAUUAGUGAUGUUGAACUCAAAAGAGAUGGACAAAGCCUGGGCAUUACAGUUGUUGGUUAUGUUGGUGCUUCUCAGAGUGAUACAUCUGGAAUUUUUGUGAAAAGCAUAAUACCAGGGAGUGCUGCAGAACAAAGUGGAUGCAUUCAAGUUCAAGAUAGGAUUAUCGCUGUUGAUGGAGUUGGCAUUCAAGGAUUUACCAACCAAGAAGCAAUUGAUGCUUUACGAAACACUGGAAACACUGUCAACCUUACCCUAGCCAGGAAGAAAAGCGUUCAUGUCUACGAAUCUUUUGAAAAGGCAGAAUUAGCACACAUGACAAAUGCACUCAUCACUGAAAACAGUUUUUACUCUGCAGUUGAAGAGGAAGAAAAUGCAGAUGUAAAGAAGCAGGACUUCAAAAUUGAUGGAUCUGCUGCAACACGUGAAGAAUUAAAGUGCAAAUGGGAAAAUCGUUUGGGGGCAGAAUAUGAAGUGAUGGUGCUUAAUGUGGAGUCUCGGAUCUGUGAUGAUGCAGAUAUGCUGAAAUAUUUGAAGCUGUUACCAGUUCAUACAUUGAAUUUUGGAGUGGAGCUGGACUCGUUUGAUGGUCAUCAUUACAUAUCAUCGAUUGUGCCUGAUGGACCAAUUGGCCAAACUGGAAUAUUACAAGUACAGGAUGAAAUUUUAGAGGUGAAUGGAAAGGAGUUGUAUGGAAAUUCAUGCCAGGAAGUAGGUAUACUUCUGAAAGACAUGUCACCUCCAUUUACUCUGGUCUGUUGUCGGCAACUGUUUGAAGAGGGAAAAGAAAUGCCUGUAGAUGAAUUCAGUGCCAUGGAAAAUGAAGCUUCUCAGGUUUCAGAGAAGUAUGAAUUGAUAAGGCCACCAUCUCCAUGGAAUACUGAAAAUUUUAGUCACCAGGUGGACAUGGAUACUGAGACAAAUGCAGAAGAAGAUGAAAUUGGGAAGCUGGCUUUAUGGACAUCAGAUGUAAAAGUAAUUGAGCUGCACAAAGGUUCAGAAGGUUUAGGUUUCAGCAUCUUGGACUAUCAGGAUCCUUUAGAUCCCACACGCACUGUUAUUGUUAUCCGCUCUUUGGUGGUUGGUGGGGUUGCUGAAUGUGAUGGCAGGGUGCUACCUGGUGAUCAGCUCAUCUUUGUCAAUGACCAAAAUCUAGAGAAUACUGCUUUGGCUGAAGCUGUUCAGGCUUUGAAAGACGCUCCACCUGGCAAGGUCCGCCUUGGCAUCUGCAAACCAAUGGUGAUUGACGCAAAUGAAAAUACCAUUUCAGACUUUGCUGGCUCAAUUGUCUCAAGAGAAGAUAUAAAACAUGAUUCAGAUAUAUUAAAUUUAGCUUACUCUACAAACCUGCCUGUGCCACAUGAAUUUGAUGAUGUUUCAUUUUCUCAGGAAGAACUAGUCGAUGAACCUGUGGUGAAUUUAAAGUUACUGAACUUAGAUCCCAGUAAUGUUGAUGAUGCCGCUGAAUUUUUGAUGAUGGAGACAUUGGCAAGAGAUCAGUGGACCCAAAAUAAUGAACAGCAGCAAAUAUUGGUGGGUGAUGAGCAAAAGGUGAACCCAGGAAUUUGUGAAACGAUUCAUCAGCACAAUAUAAAUGAUCAGCUGGAAUAUUAUGAACCUUUGGCACUAACAGCUACAAGUACAAUGAAUAACCAACUUCUUAAUACUUCACUUUUAUUUCCAUACAAUACAAAUGAUAAUGAAGAGAAGUUCAAUGGAAAUUCAUUGUCCUUUGCAAGUGAUACUGACAUUGUCCAAGCGAUGGUGCCAGAAGAUUAUGAAAGAACUGUUACCAUAGUGAGAAAUGGCCAUGAUCUAGGGUUGAGCAUAAAAAGUGAUCAUAGUGGACCUGGAGCAAUCAUCAAAAACAUUGAGAAUGAGGGAGCUGCUGGAAGAGAUGGACAACUCCAGAAGGGGGAUUAUAUUGUUGCUUUGAACAUGGAGCCCAUUAGUGGUCUGAAUUCAACUCAGAAGCAAUUAAUUUCUGCCAGUCAAGCCAUCAAUGAGGAAAUCAUGAUUACUUAUAUACCAGCAAAGGAUGUGGAUCACUAUAAAAGAUUUUUUGCUUCAAAGCAAACCAAUUCUAGCAGUGCUGCAAAAUUGACAACAGAAGUCAAGAUGAAAGAUGCUGCAAGUGAACUGCCGGAAAGAGAAGAAGGGGAAGGGGAAGAAACCCCUAUUUUGAGUCAUUGGGAGGCACCACGAAGAGUUGAGCUUUGGCGAGUACCAGGUGAAUCACUCGGCAUCAGUAUUGUUGGUGGUAACACAGUAAUAAAAAAACUGAAAAGUGGUGAGGAACUGAGAGGAAUUUUUAUUAAACAUGUCUUAGAAGAGAGUCCAGCGGGAAGAUCAAAUGCUCUGAAAACCGGGGACAAAAUUAUUGAGGUUUCUGGUAUUGACCUGCAAAAUGCCACACACGAUGAAGCCGUAAAUGUCAUAAAAAAUGCUGGAAAUCCAGUUGUUUUUGUGGUUCAAAGUUUAUCACCUACUCCACGACCAUAUUCUAUAUAUCAAAGCAAAACUGAACAAAAACAAGGAAAAGAAAUAAAAACAGCUUUGGCCCCAAAUAGAGCUGGUCCACCACCACCCAUGCGAUUGCCUCCACCUUACAAAGAACCUGCAAGUGUGAAGUUAUCAGAAUUGGAGAAGCCAGUGGAAUUUCCAGAUAGUGGCAAGAUUCCAAAGGAUGAAAAUGAGAGUGACCAAAAGAUAAGACAAAAAUAUGGAGACCUGCCAGGAGAUCUACACAUCUUUGAGCUUGAAAAAGACAGGAAUGGUCUGGGACUCAGUCUUGCUGGCAACAAGGAUAGGUCUCGGAUGAGCAUCUUUGUAGUAGGAAUCAAUCCUGAAGGCGCUGCAGGGAAAGACGGGAGAAUAAAGAUCGGAGAUGAACUUCUGGAAAUCAACAGCCAGAUACUUUAUGGGAGAAGCCAUCAAAAUGCAUCAGCAAUAAUAAAGAAUGCUCCAACAAAUGUCAAGAUAGUUUUGAUAAGGAAUGAAGAUGCUGUUAAUCAAAUGGCUGUUACCCCUUAUCCUUUACCACCAAAUCUCCUUUCUAGUGAGAUUCUAGAUACCACAGGUGCAUUGCCCUCCCGGGAACAGACGUCCACUCAAUUAGAUUUUUCAAAUUUCAAAAAUGUACAUAAUAUACGAUUGACAAAGGACCAAAGUGGUCUUGGCCUAGCUAUCAGUGAAGACAACACAAAUGAAGGAGUCAUUAUUAAAAGCCUCACUGACAAUGGAGCAGCAAUAAAGGAUGGAAGAAUCAAAGUAGGGGAUAGAAUUCUGGCUGUGGAUGAUGAGAUUGUAGUGGCACAACCUCCUGAGAAGGCUAUCAACCUCCUGAGAAAAGCGAAAGGAGCUGUAAAGUUGACUAUCAGUUGUGAGGAGAGUUCCCUGCAACAUUCUGCCCCUCCAUCACUCUCAUACCUUAACUCAGAUUCUGAGUCUUCGGAUAACACUAAUACAGCCGUGCCUGCAAUGGUACCAGAUCCAGCAACUUGUCCUAUAGUCUCAGGCCAAGAAACUGUCCUGGAAAUUUCAAAGGGCCGUUCAGGGCUUGGACUCAGUAUCGUGGGUGGAAGGGACACAUUGUUGAAUGCAAUAGUUAUUCAUGAAGUAUAUGAAGAAGGAGCAGCUGCUAAAGAUAAUAGGCUCUGGGCUGGUGACCAAGUAUUGGAGGUAAAUGGAAUUGAUUUGCGGAAUGCAACCCACGAGGAAGCAAUCACAGCCUUGAGACAGACGCCACAGAAGGUGCGACUUACUGUAUUCAGGGAUGAAGCACAGUACAAAGACGAGGAGAACUUAGAUAUAUUUCUUGUGGAUCUUCAGAAGAAAGUUGGAAGAGGAUUAGGCCUGAGUAUCGUAGGAAAACGGAUUGGAGCUGGGGUAUUUAUCUCAGACAUUGUUAAAGGUGGGGCUGCUGAACUCGAUGGAAGGCUUAUGCAUGGUGACCAGAUCUUGUCAGUAAAUGGAGAGGAUAUGCGAAGUGCUUCACAAGAGACUGUGGCAACAAUACUAAAGUGUGCUCAAGGAUUAGUUCAGUUGGAAGUUGGCCGUCUGAGGGCAGGCUCUUGGAUUUCCUCCAGAAGUACAUCUCAAGGCAGCCAGAUGAGUCAAGAAAGUGGUAUCAGUAAUCAGUCAAGAUUUGGAACUACAGUGACAACUUCACAAAAUAUUGCUAAGAAAAAUACAGCUGAAUCCUCACAGAGGAACUUGGGUUCAGAUACAGGUCUGAGAACUGUGGAAAUAACAAGGGGAGCAAAUGAUGCACUUGGAAUUAGCAUAGCUGGUGGUAAAGGAAGCCCUUUAGGUGAUGUUCCUAUCUUCAUUGCCAUGAUCCAAGCCAGUGGAGUGGCUGCUCGCACACACAAGUUAAAGGUUGGGGAUCGGAUUGUCAGCAUUAAUGGGCAGCCCCUGGAUGAACUGUCUCAUGCAGAAGCAGUUAAUCUAUUGAAGAAUGCCUACGGAAGCAUUAUCCUUCAGGUUAUAGCUGACACGAAUAUUACUGCUAUUGCAAGUCAGCUUCAAAACAUGACAACUAACUUCAACGUGAGUUCACCAUCUGACAUUCUAGUGGAAGAUCCAGAAUCACCACAGUGCAUGAACAUAACAUUAGAGAAGGGACCAGAUGGACUGGGAUUCAGCAUUGUUGGAGGACAUGGAAGUCCCCAUGGAGAUCUGCCGAUCUAUGUUAAAACAGUGUUUGCUAAGGGAGCAGCAACAGAUGACAACCGGUUAAAGAGAGGUGAUCAGAUUUUAGCAGUAAAUGGGGAAAGUUUGGAAGGCGUCACACAUGAACAGGCUGUCGCUAUUCUGAAAAAGCAAAAAGGAACUGUAACGUUAACAGUGUUGUCAUGAAGAUUACAAUGUGGCCAUGAUUAAUCCUGAGAUAUCUGUUUAAAUUCUGCCAGGAAAUGAUGUUGCAUUGCCAAAAGCAGGAAUGUAAUUAAACUAUGAUUGUCUGACUUUGGACCUGAUUUUCUUUUCUUUUAUUGCAUUGUAGUAUUAGUCAGUGAUGCUCUGUUGAAGGGAGGAAUAACCAAACUACUGAGUGUCAAUCACUGUUCUUUGGACUUGCGGAAAAAACUGCCUAUUAAUCUUACCCAGCUGUAGCUUCUUGAGAAAUCUCACUAAGUGCUUUCAUAUUGUAUACCAUGUUGUUACAGUAAAUUGCUGACUCUGGAGUGCCUGAGCCUGACAUUGGAUACAUAGGUAUAGAUUUUGGUCUUCAUAGUUGUGGCAAUGAUCUAUUUGAACAGAUUACCCGAUCUUUGUAGAACCCAUACGGAUUUAAUUAAUUGAUUUUACUACUCUUUUUCACUGUAUACUAUGUUCUUUGAACAAUUUAUUUUGAUCUUUUCAGAUCCUGAUUGUGACUUGUGUUUGAAUUUUUUAAAAUUCCUUGUCAUGGUAAGGAAUUGCUUAUAUUUACAAUAUGAAAGCAUGUUGAGUCUCAUGAAAUUUAAAAAAAAAACAUCUUUCAUUGUUGAAUAUUUCUAAGUGCUUAGAGAAAAUAUCUUACAUGCCAUUUUCUAUAACUCAUAACUUCCAGUAACUUAUAGGCUUAAUUAACCUUUUCAACAGGAAUUAUAGAUUGGCAAUAUGAACUAGUCAGAAAACAGGCCUGGAACCAAUCAGCCAUUAUUUUCUCACUUUAGUUGUCUGUGACCUUAUGGUUAAAAAGUAUAUUGAAAAUGGGUUCAUGAUCCUCUCUUCUAACACAGUGUGGGAAGUCAUAUCCAUUGGCUCCUAAAUUAAAAGGGAAUAUCUUCCUUUUUCUCUUUUUCUACGUCCGAUGAAGAUUGCAGAUCUGAAAUGUUAACUCUAUCUUUCUGUCCAACCUGUUGUGAUUUUCCAUUAUUUUCUACCUUUAUUUCAGAAUUAUAUCAUAGGAAGAUUUUUGAAUUUUUGGUUGCAGCUGCCUUUCUGAGAUAAGGUAGAUAUUCCCUGUUGAGAAUGGAUCAACUCCAUGGUAUUAAUGCUGGAGUAAUAAAAUGGAUUCAACUGUGGCUAGAUGGGAGAUGCCACAGAGUAGUGGUGGAUAAUUGUUUAUCGGGAUGGAGGCCGGUGACUAGCGGGGUGGCUCAGGGAUCUGUUUUGGGCCCAAUGUUGUUUGUAAUAUACAUAAAUGAUCUGGAUGAUGGGGUGGUAAAUUGGAUUAGUAAGUAUGCCGAUGAUACUAAGGUAGGAGGUGUUGUGGAGAAUGAGGUGGAUUUUCAAAGCUUGCAGGGAGAUUUAUGCCGGUUAGAAGAAUGGGCUGAACGUUGGCAGAUGGAGUUUAAUGCUGAGAAGUGUGAGGUUCUACAUUUUGGCAGGAAUAAUCCAAAUAGAACAUACAGAGUAAAUGGUAGGGCAUUGAGGAAUGCAGAGGAACAGAGAGAUCUAGGAAUAACUGUGCAUAGUUCCCUGAAAGUGGAGUCUCAUGUAGAUAGGGUGGUGAAGAGGGCUUUUGGAACGCUGGCCUUUAUAAAUCAAAGCAUUGAGUACAGAAGUUGGGAUGUAAUGCUAAAGUUGUACAAGGCAUUGGUAAGGCCAAAUUUGGAAUAUUGUGUGCAGUUCUGGUCACCGAAUUAUAGGAAAGAUAUCAAUAAAUUAGAGAGAGUGCAGAGACGAUUUAGUAGGAUGUUACCUGGGUUUCAGCAAUUAAGUUACAGAGAAAGGUUGAACAAGUUAGGUCUCUAUUCAUUGGAGCGUAGAAGGUUGAGGGGGGAUUUGAUCGAGGUAUUUAAAAUUUUGAGAGGGAUCGAUAGAGUUGACGUGAACAGGCUGUUUCCAUUGAGAGUAGGGGAGAUUCAAACUAGAGGACAUGAUUUGAGAGUUAGGGGGCAGAAGUUUAAGGGAAACACGAGGGGGUAUUUCUUUACUCAAAGAGUGAUAGCUGUGUGGAAUGAGCUUCCUGUAGAAGUAGUAGAGGCCAGUUCAGUUGUGUCAUUUAAGGUAAAAUUGGAUAGGUAUAUGGACAGGAAAGGAGUGGAGGGUUAUGGGCUGAGUGCGGGUAGGUGGGACUAGGUGAGAUUAAGGGUUCGGCACGGACCAGGAGGGCCAAGAUGGCCUGUUUCCGUGCUGUGAUUGUUAUAUGGUUAUAUGGUUAUAACUCUAUCUAUUUGAGAGUUAUUAUCUUUGCAUUUGUUAAAUCAUCAUAUUUCAAAUAAAAAUAAAUGGGGUUAGAGCUUUACCUAAAUUAUUAAAAAUGCACAAUCUCAGUCACAUUAGGCAUAGAGCUUCACUAAAUGCAGCACAAUUCAUAUCAAAAAUCAAAUAUUUCAUAAUGUCCAUAAGGAAUUUUUUAGUGCCCUGAGUAACUACAAACUCAAAAUGAUUUAAUCAUGUAGGUGCUGAUUGCUACUUCAAAUUUCAAAGUCAAUUUAUUAUCAAAGUACAUAUAUGUCACCAUGUGCAACCCUGAGAUUCAUUUUCAUCUUUUGACUUAUGUCUACUGUAGUAAUAUUGGGUUGAAUGUUUCGUGGGUAAUAACCAAUCUGUGGACCAGUCCACUCUCUUUGCUUUUACAUGUCACCUUUGUUCUUAAGCUAACAACCUUUUGGGAAUUUGAUCAGUUUCUGCUUUUCUAAGUUGGCAUAUGUGAAGUAUUUUUUUGGAAAAUAAACAGAUUAUGCCUGUGGUCACAUUAAGUAUUCCAGUAUCAUACAGCCUGGGGCCAUUUUAGCCUCACUUAUCUCCUUCGGCAGACUCACUGCAUUGUGCCUUUGGCUCUCUAUUUACAAUGUUCAGGACAAAUGACUGAAAUUAGGAGCUUAUUGUACAGGAAUCACUUUCAAGCGUGUGGUCCAUUAUUCCCAGCUCAAGCAUUUCUAAGAGUGGACUUGAAUGAGAAGUUCGGGUAGGAUGUUAGUAAUAUUUAUUCAAAACUAUAACAGCAAAGGUUAGUGCCAUAUUUUGUCACGUAAAUAUAAGGAACUCUUUUGUGAUUUAAAGAAGUGACACAGGAAGAUAGAGUAAAAAAAUAUCUAUUUUGCUAUGGGAAUUCAUGUUGCUUCCAUUUUAAUGAAACACAUUAUAAUACAUUCACAUCUCUUGUGUCUGUACAUGAUUCUUUGUGGUGGUGAAUAUCACUUCUUGUUCCCACUCAAAUCUACAUCUCAACAUUAGUUAUUGCCUGAAAAAUUUUUGCAUAUUCACUUACACAUUUAAUUAUAAAUUUUGACAAAAAUAAUAAAUUUGGGAGAUAUACUGUAACAUUGCAAAAAUAGUUUACCAGAUCAAUUUGUUUAAUGCAAUAAUUGUUUCUGAUAAGUGGUGUUUUGAAUUUUAUUUCAUUUCAGUGUAAAUACGAGAUAGUUUUAUGGAAAGUGAAGGAAAUUUGUUGAUAUGUGAGUUGAUGCUCUGAAAGUUAAUUCAAUUGUAACUUCUUCAACUCUCAGAACCUUUCAGGACAUUAUAAAGAGUUACAGUAUGUGUGCUUUCUGUUUUUAAUUACCUCCUAGUCCAACUUUACCCCCUCCUCUCCAAAAUUAUUGCUCUUGCUAGGCUGUGAUCCCACAGAUCAAGCAUAUCUCACUUGAUGGUUAUUCUUUGAGUAUGAGAUUAGACAGUGGAUAUUAGUUUAGUUCUAUGUGUAAUUUAAUUAAGUUUUAUGUCAGUGUUUGAUGUUUUUGAUUGUGUAUGUAUCAUUGUGCACAUGUGCAAGGAUUAAUAUGAACCUUGAAUAAACUAGAGAGAAGUUUUAGAUCUC
Hypanus sabinus (Atlantic stingray) is the source of this 10882-nucleotide messenger RNA. Its product is annotated as inaD-like protein. The transcript is spliced from 48 exons. Gene Ontology annotation, molecular function: protein binding. The record is from RefSeq and is a predicted model, not a curated record. Bases 1096 to 7047 code for a protein of 1983 amino acids. Lineage: Eukaryota; Metazoa; Chordata; Chondrichthyes; Myliobatiformes; Dasyatidae.